AUGUAUGUUCUCUUCAUAUUUAUAUUCUUAUUCACAUUACCAACCAUUGAAUCAAGUCGAUGUUCAAAAGAAUGUAAAUUUAAAGAUUUUCAAUUGAAUUCUUCAUUUCCGUCUGAUUUUUGUUCAAUAUCAAAAUCAAAUAAUGAUAUUAAUCAGCGAUGUAGAGUUGAAUUGACAAUUGAUUUUACCACAGGUCUUGUUAAUGGAUCAUUUAACACUGAGAACCAAUCAAGUUUAGUCAGCAAUAAACUUGAUAUUCGCAGCAUUUUUUCAUUGAAUGAUAUAUCGGUGAAAGUAACUAUUCGAUAUUAUUGUUCGGUAUCCGAUUAUUGUGAUCUUGACUUUGUACGUGAAACUUUAUCAUCAAAUUGGUCUACAGUAGAAGUACAAUCCAUUCGUGAAAAGCUUGCCUCUCAUCUUUAUGAUCCAAACAAUAUAGAUCCCAUCAAAUGUUUCAGUAAUGAUUCUUGUCCUCAAAAUGAAUCGCUAUGUUUCGUCUCCUAUGUGUAUUGGGAAUGGAAUAAAGAUCUAACCGUUUCGGGUACAUGUCGGGAUUCAAUCAGCACACCGAGACUUCUGUGGUCUCAGUCAUAUGAGGGAGGUGGAAUAUGGAGAAGUUUAACUGAAAUCGGUUUAUACUAUUGUAACACUCCAACCUGUGGAUAUAAUACCAGUGCUAUUGAGAUAUUUCAGAGAUUAUCACGUGAAUAUAUCUUGCCUCUUAAUUUGUCAUUGAUCAAUACAACAACAACAACACCUAAACCUACGGAAACGACUUCCUCAGCAAUCACGUCGACGAUUAGAGUGACAACAGCAUCAAAUCAUGCAACGUCUUUAUUUGGGCAUUUCUUCAACACAAUAAUCAUUUUCUUUGCAAUCACAAAAUACUUUUUGAUAAAUUAA
Rotaria sp. Silwood2 is the source of this 903-nucleotide messenger RNA. NCBI's taxonomy places the organism in Eukaryota, Metazoa, Rotifera, Eurotatoria, Philodinida, Philodinidae. The record is from the annotation of a GenBank genome assembly.